AGCAGGCUUCUCUCGCUGGAACCAUCGGGAGGAAAAACAACGACCGGCUAUUGUCUUUUAAUCUGUCAAUCAUCUAAGAAUAAAGUUGACAUCACAGGGUCCCUUAAUCAAACAGAGCAUUCUUGCUGCCAAGCCGGGGACCUUAAAGCCUGUGUGACUUGCUCGGGGACUUUGGAGACGGGACGAGGCUGUUCUCCGGAUCUGAGGAGCUGCUGGAAACGCGGCUGCUGUUGCCGCUGUGUGUGUUGGGACGCAGAUCUUUACGUGGUCUCUGCCCGCCGUGUAACACCGCUCGAUUCCUCUCAAAGUUGCAGGAGGGCACACGUCAAUCAAGAUUCUCUUCUGUUUCUCGGAGUCAACUCACUGUGUGUGGAGUCAGACCGGCACAGGAUUCCCGUCUCAACUGACCAGGACUGCACUGCCGCCAAAUCGGACAGCUUGAGAUUCUUAUCCCGAAAGAAACUGGACAAUCUCAUGCUCCCAUCAUUCCUGCCUGUGACUUCCAUGAGAUUCAGCAGCGCCAGGCAGAACUGGCCUGGACCGCUGACUUUCAACUUCACAUAAGAACAACAAGGACACGAUCCAAGUUCCACGGACAGAAACAAAGACUGUCACCUCCUUCAAGGACCCAGACGAAGCCUUGUUGGUCUUGGAGUAGCGGUCGUGGCCCUCGCCAACAGCCAUGCAGGUGUCCUUUGCGUGUACGGACCACGGGCUGAAGGCGCCGCGUAAUGGCGAGCACAGCAAGCAGAACGCCACCAGCCCCAACACAGCCAGCAAGGCCCACGCACGCUUCCGCACCGUGGCCCUGAUCGCUCGCAGCCUGGGCUCCUUCACCACCGCCAAGCUCACCGGCAUGAAGUACCGGAACCUGGGGAAAUCUGGGUUGCGCGUCUCCUGUCUGGGGCUUGGCACAUGGGUAACAUUUGGAGGUCAAAUCUCCGAUGAGGUGGCAGAGCAGCUGAUGACGAUUGCCUAUGAGAGCGGCGUCAACCUGUUCGACACGGCUGAAGUCUACUCUGGUGGGAAAGCGGAGAUAAUCGUGGGAAACAUCAUCAAGAAAAAGUGCUGGAGGAGAUCCAGCUUGGUGAUCACCACGAAGCUUUACUGGGGUGGAAAAGCAGAGACAGAAAGAGGCCUCAACAGAAAACACAUCAUUGAAGGUUUAAAGGGUUCCCUCCAGAGGAUGCAACUGGAGUAUGUGGAUGUGGUUUUUGCCAACCGGCCAGACAGCAACACUCCCAUGGAGGAGAUAGUGAGAUCGAUGACACAUGUGAUCAACCAGGGGAUGUCCAUGUACUGGGGGACAUCCCGGUGGUCUGCACUGGAGAUUAUGGAAGCAUAUUCUGUGGCCAGACAGUUUAAUCUCAUUCCACCAGUGUGUGAGCAGGCAGAGUAUCACUUCUUCCAGAGGGACAAAGUGGAAACUCAGCUGCCAGAGCUCUACCAUAAGAUAGGUGUGGGUGUGGUAUCCUGGUCCCCUUUGGCCUGUGGAAUCAUCACUGGGAAGUACGAGAAUGGUGUCCCAGAAUGCUCCAGGGCCUCAAUGAAGCCAUACCAGUGGUUGAGAGAGAAAAUAAUGAGUGAAGAUGGGAGGAAACAACAAGCCAAGCUAAAGGAACUGACUCAUAUCGCGAAGAAGCUCGGGUGUACUUUGCCGCAGAUAGCCAUCGCCUGGUGCCUGAGGAACGAGGGAGUGAGCUCAGUGUUGCUUGGAUCCUCCAAUCCAAGCCAGCUAACAGAGAACCUGGGAGCCAUGCAGGUGAUUCCAAAGAUGACAGCAGGCAUUGCCUCAGAAGUGGACCAUAUACUGGGAAAUCGUCCUCACAGCAAAAAGGACUACCAACAUUAGGAUGGACACUGUUUUCGUGAACUAUGCUCCAAAAGCUUAUCCGAGCUCACUUCUCACAGCCAUGGCACCAGAAGUGUGUGCCCAACUUGUGCUUGUGUACGCCGUAUGACUGUAUGUGUGACUGCAUAAGGUGUUCUGCUUGGCUCCUUGUCUGUAUGAGGAUCAGUACUCAUUGUUGUAAAGUGAGCUACUUGACGACACAUGCAUGCUACAGCGACAGCAGCCGGCCACUGGACUGAACAACAGUUAGAAGAUCCAAGGAGAUUAUUUCAGCAGAGGAAAUUAUCUUCUGCUCCAACAAACUGCUGAACCACAAAUUCAAAGGAUCAUAAGAUUAGAUUAAUGGUGAAAUAGAUUACUGCUAAUGCUCAAGCUGAUUGAGAGCUUGCAUGUGCCAGUUACCGAGCAGUCAUGAUAUUCUGAAUGAGGGUGUUGUUAAACCAAGAAAAGAAAAUGUAAAAGGCAUUUAUUGUCCACAGAGUAUCACACAAACUCAUGGUCGUGCAGUAAAUACAUGAAAAAUAGAUGGUGUAUCAAAAUGUACCCAAUGUUACAGAAAUCUACUUAACUAGAUGUUUGUGAUGUGAAGUAAAAAACAAAAUCAAU
Messenger RNA from Pseudoliparis swirei, 2458 nucleotides. RefSeq names its product potassium voltage-gated channel subfamily A regulatory beta subunit 1b (gene kcnab1b). Lineage: Eukaryota; Metazoa; Chordata; Actinopteri; Perciformes; Liparidae. Gene Ontology annotation, cellular component: cytoplasm; membrane; voltage-gated potassium channel complex. Gene Ontology annotation, molecular function: voltage-gated potassium channel activity; potassium channel regulator activity; transmembrane transporter binding. The record is from RefSeq and is a predicted model, not a curated record. Gene Ontology annotation, biological process: negative regulation of delayed rectifier potassium channel activity; transmembrane transport; potassium ion transport.